GGGUGGCAAGGCGACGGUGGUAAAGCAAACGAGUACACGCAGGGGUGGCACGAGCACCAGGUUGCUGCUUCGAAAGCUUCGAAAGUUUCGAAACCAGUAGUCUGCUAUGAUUAUACUCGAGUAGGCGCAUCGGGGGUGCGCACUGGAUUAUACUCGCGUGUGUUUCUCCUGUCGAGGCGACCGCUCGUCCGCCGCAGGAUCUCCGGCCACAUUAUUGUUAAGAACAACCACCAAACUACAAAAAUAGCUCACCACCGGGCUAGUUACACUUUGUUUUCUUUGACAACACGUCGUCGUUGAUCAAAUACAAACCCCGAUUUUUUAUUUAUUCGUAAAUAAUAAUUAUUAUUAUUAUUUAAGAGCACGUGCGAUAUUUUCAAUCAUAAAUACUUAACAACACGUGCGUAUUAACGCAUUAAUCAAAGGAUUUACAAAAUAUCAAAUGCUGGUAUACUUUAGUUACUGUGAUUCGUGGUUUAUAAUAUAGGUGCAGUUUGUGUCUAUUUGAAUAAUUAUUAAAGCUAAACAAUUUAAUCCAAGAGAGUAAAUUUUUUAACGGCGAUUGAUGCUGAAACCGCAACAGAUACUAUCGAGGACAACUUUCAACAAAAAGUAAAUAAUUUUAAAAAACAAACAAGUGGAUUAUUUAAAAAAUCGUGUUGCCCAGGGCAUGGUGGUAAAGGAGACGGCGGGGCGAUGACGCUCUAUCACCGUCCGCCGUCUUCGCAACGAGUCCCUGAGGACUCGACCGACUUCCUGAUCCUCUAUCCAACCCCAUUUCUAAUUCACUCAACGACCCUACUUUGCAACAAUCGUCAACAUCAACAUCAACAUCAACAUCAACGACGACAUUAUCAUUGUCACAAUCCCAAAAACAUUACAAUAGAUCCAGCUAUCACUACGACAACCAAAACGACAACCAAAACGACAAGAACGACAAGAACGACAAGGUCGACAAGGACGACGAGGAGAAGGAGGUAUGAAAGAUCGUCCUCGUCAUCACGAACACGGGAUGCCCCUAGAAGAAGUACAGGGACUGCUUACGCCGUCCUCCAAAAUAGGUAACCGGGGUCCAUUGAAUGUGACGAUCGUCCAGGUAGGCAGUGGCGGAAAUGGAAGUGGCAGAGGAAGCGAAUUUCUCGGGCUGGAAUCAACGGCUGAAUUGAAGCCAACCCCUUCACCGCUGUCCGAGACCAGUGCGACUUUGCAAUCUGACAACAAUGAUACUUUUACUGGAGGAGUAGAUCCACGGCUGCUGCUCAGUAAUGUUCCGGGAGGUAUUUCCACUGAGGGCGAUCGUAACACGUGGGAGGGCCGAUAUCACGUAAAAGAACAUCGGCGAGCAGGCAAGGCGACUUUUCAAGGUCAAGUUUACAACUUCCUGGAACGACCUACUGGCUGGAAGUGCUUCCUCUACCACUUUUCUGUGUGUAUUUUAGCUGUGGUUGUGGUGCUAGUGGUUGCUUGGAUUGUGAAACCACUUAUUGUAUUGUGUAUAAUGUGUUGAUAGUAUUUAUGAGUUUACGUAUA
Messenger RNA from Microplitis mediator, 1530 nucleotides. RefSeq names its product potassium voltage-gated channel subfamily KQT member 1-like. Bases 980 to 1507 code for a protein of 175 amino acids. Lineage: Eukaryota; Metazoa; Arthropoda; Insecta; Hymenoptera; Braconidae. The transcript has 6 exons. The record is from RefSeq and is a predicted model, not a curated record.